AUGCGUUUCUCUAUCGCUGCUCUCGCUGCCGCUGCCGUUGGCGCUGUCGCCUCCGGUAUCACCACUGAGGUUGUCACUGCCUACACCACCUACUGCCCCGAGGCCACCUCCGUUGUGCACAACAGCCAGACCUACAGCAUCUCCACCCCCGGGCACAUCACCAUGACCAACGGUCCCUUCACCGUCACCCGUCCCCUCGUGACCUCGACCACAUACAAACAAAUCAAUUCUAACACAUCCCAGCUCCUCUUCCACCCCCUGGUCGGCAGCAGCAGCGUCCCCGUCAUCCCCAGCGUCGCCACCUCCACCCCUCUGGUCCCCAACGCCGGUGCCACCGGUACCCCCGGCUCCUCCGCCGGUUCCUCCGCUGGCAGCCCCUCUCCCUCCCAGCCCGCCUUCAACGCCGGUGCCAUCAACGCCGCUACCGGCGCUGGUGCCGGUCUGGCUGCCGUCUUCGGUGCCGUGGCCCUCCUGCUGUAA
Molecule: messenger RNA, 480 nt
Organism: Penicillium antarcticum
Lineage: Eukaryota; Fungi; Ascomycota; Eurotiomycetes; Eurotiales; Aspergillaceae
Product: putative GPI anchored protein
Exons: 3
Coding region: 1-480 (159 amino acids)
Biological process (GO): fungal-type cell wall organization
Cellular component (GO): fungal-type cell wall
Molecular function (GO): structural constituent of cell wall
Source: RefSeq, a predicted model, not a curated record